This is a messenger RNA of Penicillium verrucosum, 2136 nucleotides long. RefSeq lists its product as uncharacterized. NCBI's taxonomy places the organism in Eukaryota, Fungi, Ascomycota, Eurotiomycetes, Eurotiales, Aspergillaceae. The record is from RefSeq and is a predicted model, not a curated record. The transcript has a single exon. The coding region runs from base 1 to 2136 and encodes 711 amino acids.
AUGUGCAAACACACCUACCACCAUUAUCCCAGCUGCGGACACAUCUCCAACUGGAGCAUGACCAGCUGCCAAGAAUACACCAACAAGCUCCGCCUGGCCGGUCCGGAGGGCAGCGCAUCCUGCACCAAGGUCACACCCUCCCACGACCUCCUCCUCUCCGCCCAGCCCAGCAUGUGCGUGCAGUGCGAGAGCGAGUGGGCUGAGAACCUCCCCUCUCACGGAGACGACCAGAUCCAAUCCUCCAACUCUUACCGGUCAAUUGAGGGUAUGGAGGUUAGGCAAAUUAUCGAAGUUAACGCGCGCAUAGUGAGUGAUCCUACUCACAACGACAGGGACACAAGCAGUACUGACCACAGCGACAAUGGUCAGGUCUUCUUGGGUGCUGCCGUUGAUUAUUCGGGCAAUGGGGACGCGGACGGUGCUGGCCACAGCGACAAUGGUCAGAUCUGCUCGCGUGCUGUUGUCGGCGAAUCGGAGGAGGAUUGUGGAAGCCUGGCGCGUUCUGAUAAGUCGUCUAGAACGGCUUUUAAGCUCUCUCAUACUAACCUCAGUUCAACGGUGGUGGCUGGAGAUCUUGAUUCUAUUGCCUCUCCUAUCGUCAGGACUAGUCCGGAUCAUCUCGCACAGAGCGGACACGAAAACGACAAUGUUGAGACUGAAUCUCCGGGUAUCGAGGAUGAUGUAUGUGCAUCUCCCAGCGAUGCAAGCAGCUUCGACACAGACAGUUCUGGCUCGUCGCUCUGUGGAUCCGGUUUGAUAAGGUAUAAUAUACUUAAACUGAGAAUUGACGAAUACCUUGAGAAGCGACAGCGACAACGGGAAGUGGACACUGAUAAUGGACAGCGCGAUGCUAAGACCUCCGAUGUGGACGUGAACAAUGACCUUGCUGACGUAGUUGACCCCUAUGUUGCUCUAAAGGACACACCUGUUGAUAACCCUGAAGCUGACCAUCACUCAUGUGAGGAGUCCGUUCUUGAUAUUGACCUUGUGCAGCAACGUAUCGAAGCGACCGUUCUAAAGCGCAUUGAAGAAAACAACGAAAAAGAAGCCCGACAGGAAGCCAUCACCAAGCUCCUCGACACCGCACUUCUAAAAAAAGACCGAGACGACCGACGCGAGCAGAACGCCGAGCUGGGCAUCGAAGAGGACCCCCAUCUGUGGGACACAGAGUCCCUCGACCGAAUGUGGCAAGCAAAAAAUUAUACUACUGCAAGCAUCGCUGGCGCCAGCACCCCCGUCUCCCAGAGCACAUCCCCCAAGACCGAACAUGCCUCACCAAUCCCAGUCCCAGACCCCCAGCCCCAGAAGCACCUGUACAUGGGCAGUAUGUUUGCCAGCGAAGAAGAGGCCUACGAACGAGGACUACGCGAAGUCCGACCCUACGGUAAUUACUCCGGUGAGUCUGAAGGGUUCAUGCUCGUUCACUCCGAAGACGACGCGAACCAGCAGGGCCUGCUAGACCCGACCCACGUGCGAGGAUGCUGCGCGGAGCGACCCGUCGACUUCCACCUCUACUACGGGGCGAUGCAAGCACCGUCGGAGAUCGAAGCAGAAAAACGUUGGCUGGAGGAUAUCCGGCGGAUCCCCGGCGAAAAUGGGAAGUUCCACGGGUUGUUGCGGGCGGAUGAUCUGCAGCAUGCCCGGGCAAUGGGACUAACGAAUAUCAGCCAUCCGUGGGGAUGUUGCAAGGAUGCGCUUUUUACGAUGCCGGAACGUGUGCGUCAUCGGUACACUGGGUUUAUGUGUGCGAUCUCACUGGAGGAGGUUGGACGUAUGGGACUGUGUGAUGCGGAACCGGUUCCUGGAGAAUGUGGUGAUUACUAUGGUGGGGCUUAUUAUGGGUAUCUUGAGGCAUAUUGUGAGUUGGAUGCUUUUGAGAUGGGAUUGAAGGAGCCUGAACAUGAUGAGGAUUGUUGUGUGAAGGCCGAGGUUGCCGAUGUGUCGAUCACUAAGGCGGGGCAGUACACGUAUUACGGUUAUAUGUAUGCGAGGUCUGAAGAAGAGGUUGUGAAUAGGGGCCUUGAGGAAGUUCUGCUUGUUCCUGGAUUUGAUAUUAAGUAUUCUGGGAAUUUACGGGCGGACUCCGAGGAAGAGGCGAAGGCUUUGGGACUUUUUGAGCCUUCACGGAUUAAGUGA